Messenger RNA from Parnassius mnemosyne (clouded apollo), 3624 nucleotides. NCBI's taxonomy places the organism in Eukaryota, Metazoa, Arthropoda, Insecta, Lepidoptera, Papilionidae. The record is from the annotation of a GenBank genome assembly.
GUCAGGCUCAGGCUGUCACUCAAUAUUUUUGUAAAUAUUAUUAGCCCCGAACAGAACUUUGUUUUAAAUUCGUAAACAUAAUUAACUGAAUAAAAUGAAUCGUCCUUUUAGACCAAGAAUGAGAGGUGGCAAAAGGGGUAAAAAAAGAAGAAAAAGUUUUAUGACAAACUCUAGCUAUGAGCCUACAGAUAUUCCAUUCUGGGCAGAUAUAGGUGCAAUAGGUACACCAAGAAUGCAGACACCAAUUAAAAAUAAGCCUACUCCUGUUAGUGCUAGUUCUGCUUCAACUUCUACUAAAAACACUGAAAAACAGGAACCCUUAGUAGAACUCACUGAUGAUAACUCCCCAUCCAUUCUUUUAACAGAAGAAAAUUCAAAUCAACAAGGAACAAUGCAAGAAAGCAGGAAAGCUAUGCUUAACAUACAAGUGAAAACACAAGAAAAAAUCAAGCUGAAUCAAAAGCCAAAAGAAGCCACUGAAAAAAGUAUUGAAGAAGGAAUAAAGAAGGAAGACCAAGAAAAAUCAGUUACAAACAAGGAAUCAAGCAAACCAGAUGCUGCCCCUGAGAAAAAUACAACUCCAGCUCCUAAAGUAAUUCCCACUCAAGGCAAUAUUAAAACAAUACCAACUUUAAACACCCAAGCGAGUGCUACAAGAUCAUCAUCACAAGCGCCUAAGCGACCGCAGAAUAAUUACCAAAAUGUAUACCAGAUUCAAGGUACCAUUCAAAAUGACCCGAAUGUCCAGCAAUCAAGCGCUAUGAGAGAACCACAAGGCUCAAUGAUACCCCAACAUCAAUACCAAAACAUUUACCAAUUUCAAGAUGCUGUUCAAAAUGAUCCGAACGCUCAAAUGGGAAACACUCCACCACCAAAAGGUGUACCUUUGACAUUUUUGAAGAGACAACAAAAAUUUGGAGCUAUUGAACCACAACAGGAUUACGAUGCGCCAAUGGCUCAACCUUCAUUUUACGCCAUGCCAGAUCAGUCAACAUUUGCACAGCAGGCUAUAACGAAUAAUUUUGAAAACCCUCAAUUUAGCACCAAUACGCCAAUAUUCGUUCAAACUGAAAUGCAGGAGACGACUCGUUCCCAAGUUUAUUCACCGUCAGAUCUAUUUACGGAAGGAGGGCGGGAUGAAUCUGACAAAAUUGAAGAUGAUAUUCGCGAAGGUUCGUCAUCCCCAGAUAUUUGUCAGCAAGGAGAGAAGCGUCUCAGCGCCUUCAAACGUCUCGGUCCGCUUACUCAGCCGAAGAAACCAAAGUUGACAAUCAACCUGAGUUUCGAUAAAGAACAACCCGUCAGGGAAGUUGUUGGCGAUAAUGAAAACGACGUCAUUCCUGAAAUCUUCGUCCCAGUUCACAAACGCCAAGACAUGCUCACCAGUACCGAUGAAGUUGUGGUGAAAUAUUUGCCUCAUUGGCCAUGGAAAAACAAUGUAAUUAUUAGAAGAGGCGUCACAGCGAGGUCUUCUAAGAGCGCAAUGUUAAUGGAGCAAGAACAAAUGGAAGAGGUGUAUAAUAAAUCUUAUUUAUAUGUACAAGUGUCGGUGAAAGGCUAUCCAGACACAUGGAGAAAAGAAGACGUACUAGACGCUUUGCUUGAAGCGGUUAAAGGCAAGAGUUUUAUACCUUGCUUUAUUGAGUUCACACCACACGAAUGCAAAUUCCUAGUGAUCAGAUGUCGACCAGCGCUCAUCGCUAUACACAAGCUAGGUUUCUGCGUACGCAAAGAUGACGUCGUUUUGACCAUAACCAUAUCUACAAUUGAUUUGACGUUGAAACUCAUUGACUUCCAGCCUAAACUGAUACUGCGGAAGCGGUUGGCCAUGGGCUAUGAUAGCGAAAGGAAACUAAGUUUGAAAGAGUUUACACUGCAAUGGGAUGUAAGCCACUUUAUAUACUUCCCGCUGAACCGAUUAAACAACCAAGCGGACAUUGUGGGCCUGCAGAGUUCCGUUGAAUGGAAGUAUUUGACCGAUCUCGACCUGUCUAACAAUAGACUUACUUCCUUGGAUGGCUUUGAUCUGCAGCAUACAACACCGAAGCUACAAAAUUUAGAUCUUUCGAAUAAUUACUUCGAAAAAAUCACACCUAUACUACAAUGCCGGGAGCUUCCCCUAAAAGUACUCAAGUUAGAGGGGAACCCUCUUUGCACCGACUAUACAGACCCGCAGUAUUAUGUUAAAGUUUUGAAAAUGAUAUUUCCAAUGUUGAGAGAAAUCGAUGGCAUGCCACUUGUGUUGAAAGGCGAACUGCCUCUAGUGAACAAGAACUUCUGUCCAGAUUAUGCAAACGAUUUCGUUGAGAAAUUCCUAGGGAUAUACUUCCCUAUUAUAGAUAGUCCGCCGGACGACAGGGCAGUAAUUGAGGACAUGUACGCCGAGGAUGCACUUUUGACUAUCACAUACAGACAGAAAUUAUGUCUUACCUCGAUAUAUCGUCUGUUCCGGAACUUAUUCCUGCACAGUCGAGACAUGUCAAAAAAUAUAAAGGACUUUGUGAGAACGCCGAAAAAUAUAACGAAGCUGUUACAGAAAUGGCCGAGUUUGGAGCACGAUCCGACAACCUUCACCGUUGACGUCAUGUGGCAUACAGAAACUUCAACAAUUCUUCGAAUAAAUGGUAUAGUCAAAAUAACAUCAGACAGCCUAGCAGUGGACGAACAUAUGCUGGCCUUCACUAGAACUAUCCUGCUCCAUACGGAUGAUGGAGUCGAGUACAAGAUACGAAACGAGAUGUUGUAUUGGGACUAUCCCACUGAGGAGUACUCUAAGAACGCUUUCAGAAUCAACGUGGUACCUAAUAAAAGAUUAAAUAUUUCGUUGGAAACGACACCUGAUUCAGCGUUGAAGGAAAAUCUUACUAAAAUUUUUAUGAAAUUGACCGACCUAGAUAAGCAAAGGAGUUCACGGUGUCUAGAGGAGAAAGACUGGAAUCUUAAAAAUGCCCUGGAGUAUUUCAUGGAACUACUGAAACUUAAUCACAUAGACCUAUUGUUUACUACAUCAAGCUCAUGAAAACGCUGUUUGAUUAGUCUAUACUAAUAAAAGAAUAAAAUCUAUUUUGUUUUCUUUUCACACAAAAUAAUAGUUUUAUUAUUUUACUUUAAAUAAGAAUAAUUUAUCCCACAAGUUGUUAAUGGGCAUACCUUGUAAAUUUGGAGUGAUUUUAUGACAAGAUUUAUACUUUAUAAAUAUUAAAAUAAAACGAUUGAUAUCCAAUUUUCAUUUAAUAAUAAAUAUGAACAUUUUGUUAGUAAAUAUUUAUUUCUCCAGAUAUUACAUACAUAAAAAAGCAUUCGUUUAAACAAUCAUUUCCAAGUGUCUAGCAUAUUCUAUAGUUUGCUCUGCAAGUUCUGCCGAGGGUAAGACGCCAGCUGCUGCCGCGCAAGUUUCUUCUGCUGCAUUGAAAUGGUAGCAAUUAUCUGUACCGAGGACCCAAUUGCGCUAAGAAAAGAAAAGACAAUAUUAUAUAUUUUAAAAUUAGAAACAAUAUCGGGCUGUGCCGAAAUAAACUUAAAUAUUAAGAUGUUUUUCAAUCUAUAAUAUACGAACAAAACAGGUAUACGCUUUAAGCUAAUAAAUUCCACGUUGACGUUUUAAUAAAUGAACAAUUAAAUCUA